This is a messenger RNA of Brassica napus (rape), 1759 nucleotides long. RefSeq lists its product as uncharacterized. The record is from RefSeq and is a predicted model, not a curated record. Lineage: Eukaryota; Viridiplantae; Streptophyta; Magnoliopsida; Brassicales; Brassicaceae. The coding region runs from base 1407 to 1589 and encodes 60 amino acids. The transcript has a single exon.
AAUAAGAACACACAUACACUAAUUGCAUUAAUUUAAAUUGUCAUUGCACUUAUGAAGGUUUUGAGUAUUGAGACUCUUGACUACAUAUUGAUUUGGAUCAAUAAAUAUUUGGUAGAUAAAUUUCAUCUUUGUACCACAAGAAGUCAUGAUACCAAAAACAAAAUAAUCAAACCAAGAUGGCUUAGGAUAUGUAAGACUUGUGACUAAAUAUUUUUCUAGAUACCAAAACACUUCAUGGAGGUCCUAACUUACUAAUAUGUUCGAUGUUCUGUUAAAUGAGCCAGAAUUUUAAUUGGAAGACGAAGUAGUGACAAGAGAUUCUUGAUUCUUCUUGGCUCUGGAAGCUCUCUAUCUAUCUUUUUUUUGAAGUUUUUUCUUCUCUGAAUCUUUUGGUUUCUAUCUGCAUCUACAUUGAUGGUAUCUUCACUAUGUUCCUCAUCUCUGUCUCCAGUUUCUUCUGUUUUUUAGCUACCGCCAUUGCUGCUUCAUUGUUCUUUUUCUGCUGCUUCUUCCUAAGCAACACAAAACAUAGCAAUGCUUGUUUCAGUGAGUGAGUGAGCCACAUUACUUGUGAAAAAAGAUCAGACUUCAGUGGGCCUCCACAUAUCCAUUCAGAAGGCAACAAGCUCAAGAGUAGCGUCCAUACGGCCAAAGAGAGCAACGGCAACUCCUUCAGUAUACUUGAAUCCUUAUCCGAUGACUCAACCUAGACAGCUGUAUAUGAGGAGCGUAUCUUAUUCUAGAUUGUUCUACGUCAGUCUAUAUAAACACUCACGUAAUUCGUUUUGUAUCACCAAGAAUAAGAGUAUCCUUUUACAAAAGUUCUUCUUCUUUGCUUGACUUACACAGUGAAUUCACGUAUUAGACUGAUGAAGAGAGACAAGACGAGGGUACACAUAAUGAUAUCAAUAGUUGGUCCAUUUUUACCAUAUAUUUUAAUUAGAAGAGUCAACGUAUGCAUGUAUAUAAUAAAAGAAAAGGACAAAGCUUGGCGAGCAAGAUAAGAGGUCACUUCCAAGAAAUGUGUCUAAGAAUAUUUAACGCUGAAUUUGUCUUAUAAAUACAUAUUCUUUUAAUGAACAAAAAAAGAAAGAAAAAGAAAAUACAUAUCGUUCACAGAGUAAUACAUGAAACUAAACCUAUAAAUAUCAUCCAUCGUGUUAUACCUUUUUAGAUAAGAAAAAGGCUACACCCGACAAUAAAAUACGUAUCCCGUUUAAGAUAAUGAAAAGUAAAAAGUGUUUUUAAUAGGAUAGGGAUUUGUUUUACUAAAAGGAAAAGGAAAUCGUAUUUUGAAACUAGCUAGUAUAAAUAUAGGUCUAAGAAAGUAAAAAUCAUUCAUUCACAUAAUUAAUAUAUUUGUCUCAACGAUUCCACCCACAAACGUUUCUCUUUAAACUCCAAUCAUGUCUCUCUUCACGUCUUUCUUAAGUUGCUUUGUUCCAAAAUCCAGCUCAAAAAUUAGUUCAAUCGAUGGUAGUAUCCCGAAGGGCUUGUCGUUGGAGAAGCCAAAAAGCAAAUCUGAAUCUCUUAGAGCUCCAAUCAUUGUAUCUUAUUUCCCCGUGGGUUCAAUGCUUUCGCGUUUGUAAGAAGUGUGGGAAGGUCAUUGGCAUAUUUGUUGUGAGACUUUUUUUUUGUUCCUUUUGUUUGUUUGGUUAUUGUAAUGGACCACCUACCUAGGUUUGAUAACAUCAUAUUUAGGUCUGGCAACAAAAUUAUAUGCUUUGUAUUCAAUCCAAAUAAAGAUUAAUAACGUUUA